Molecule: messenger RNA, 1479 nt
Organism: Lynx canadensis (Canada lynx)
Lineage: Eukaryota; Metazoa; Chordata; Mammalia; Carnivora; Felidae
Gene: PEBP1
Product: phosphatidylethanolamine binding protein 1
Exons: 4
Coding region: 1-693 (230 amino acids)
Biological process (GO): negative regulation of MAPK cascade
Source: RefSeq, a predicted model, not a curated record
AUGCGUCUCCACGGCUGCUGGUCCCGCGCCUCCUCCCGCCAGCUCGCCGACUGCUGGGAGUUGCUGUUGCAGGCCUGUGCCCUUACCUCCCGCGACUCUUCUCCGCUGUCUGCCCACCUCGGCUCAGCGAUGCCGGUUGACCUCAGCAAGUGGUCCGGGCCUUUGAGCCUGCAGGAAGUGGACGAGCGGCCGCAGCAUCCGCUGCAGGUCAAAUACACGGGGGCGGAGGUCGACGAGCUGGGCAAAGUGCUGACGCCCACCCAGGUUAAAAACCGGCCCACCAGUAUUGCAUGGGAUGGCCUUGAUCCAGGUAAACUCUACACCUUGGUCAUGACAGACCCAGAUGCUCCCAGCAGGAAGGACCCCAAAUACAGGGAAUGGCACCAUUUUCUGGUGGUCAACAUGAAGGGCAACGACAUUAGCAGUGGAACAGUCCUCUCUGAUUACGUCGGCUCUGGGCCUCCCAAGGGCACAGGCCUUCACCGCUACGUCUGGCUGGUUUACGAGCAGAAUGGACCGCUGAAGUGUGACGAGCCCAUUCUCAGCAACCGAUCUGGAGACCACCGUGGCAAAUUCAAAGUGGCAUCUUUCCGCAAAAAGUACGAGCUUGGGCCCCCGGUGGCCGGUACAUGUUACCAAGCUGAAUGGGAUGACUAUGUGCCCAAACUCUAUGAGCAGCUGUCUGGGAAGUAGGGAAAUGCUAGGAGACAGAAAGCAUCCUGGAGGUCUGGAGCAGUGUUCUCAAGUUCAGUGUUGCAUGUAGAUUUCUCUGCUUUCCCAUGUCCCAUCCUCACAUGUGAGGCCUGAGCAAUCAGAUAGUGGUUUAGAGUGACUUUUCCUUCUGCCUGUCCUUUUAUAAUUUCAGAGAGUCACAUCCCAGUUUAUGUUUUGAUCAAAUUUGAACUCCUUUGUGAGGGAUAUAUUGGUACCAGGAUGGGGUCAUCACAUUGUUAAUAUGAGAGUAGCAACCCAGAAUUUAAGAAAGAAAAAAUUCAGGUAAAAAGACCAGGUCUUCUAGUAAUAGAGCAGAGCAUCAAAGACUCGUGAAGGGAGGUUUAAAAAAAAAAAAAAAAAAAAGAUUCGUUGCCUCUGCCUUUGUGAGCUGAGUCUGGAAUUGUGCAUGAUGGCACUUCUGGGUCAUGUUUCCACGGCCGUGUCUCUCACCAAGAAAGCCAGAGGCUGGUGUGUCCACUAACCCCCAACAUCUCAGACUAUUUACUAGGAGUAAGUGUCCUGCUCUGCCUCCUUGAAAUAGCAGUAUUGGAAAAAGCAAUAGGGAGAGUUGCUUUGCGGUUAAGGCACUGCCAUUUAGAUGAACUACAGGGCUGAGUGAGUUUGUCAAAAAUCCCUAAGUUGUCUACCUGUUGAACUGGUCACUCUUCGUCUGUGUAAGAAAAGCCGAUCUGGGGUUGCGGACUAUUGUGUUAAUUAUGCUGUUUGCUUAUAGUUGAAUAAAAGUAAAAACAUUGUGUGGAUGAA